AUGAAGUUUGUGCGAGUAUACGUGGACUACACCGGACGUUAUACAUGGGACUACGUCGAGUCCUACUCCAGUCCUACUCCAGUCCUACUCCAGUCCUACUCCAGUCCUACUCCAGUCGUGCUCCAAUCCUACUACAGUUCUACUACAGUUCUUCUCCAGUUCUACUCCAGUCCGACUCUAGUCCUACUCCAGUUCUACUUCAGUCCUACUCCAGUCCUACUUCAGUCCGACUUCAGUUCUACUCCAGCCCUACUCCAGUCCGACUCCAUUCCUAUUCCAUCCUACUCCAGUCCAACUCCAGUCCUACUCCAGUCCUACUCCAGUCCUACUCCAGUCCUACUCCAGUCCUACUCCAGUCCUACUCCAGUCCUACUCCAGUCUUACUCCAGUCCUACUCCAGUCCUACUCCAGUCCUACUCCAGUCCUACUCCAGUCCUACUCCAGUCCUACUCCAGUCCUGCUCCAGUCCUACUCCAGUCCUACUCCAGUCCUACUCCAGUCCUACUCCAGUCCUACUCCAGUCCUACUCCAGUCCUACUCCAGUCCUACUCCAGUCCUACUCCAGUCCUACUCCAGUCCUACUCCAGUCCUACUCCAGUCCUACUCCAGUCCUACUCCAGUCCUACUCCAGUCCUACUCCAGUCCUACUCCAGUCCUACUCCAGUCCUACUCCAGUCCUACUCCAGUCCUACUCCAGUCCUACUCCAGUCCUACUCCAGUCCUACUCCAGUCCUACUCCAGUCCUACUCCAGUCCUACUCCAGUCCUACUCCAGUCCUACUCCAGUCCUACUCCAGUCCUACUCCAGUCCUACUCCAGUCCUACUCCAGUCCUACUCCAGUCCUACUCCAGUCCUACUCCAGUCCUACUCCAGUCCUACUCCAGUCCUACUCCAGUCCUACUCCAGUCCUACUCCAGUCCUACUCCAGUCCUACUCCAGUCCUACUCCAGUCCUACUCCAGUCCUACUCCAGUCCUACUUCAGUCCGGCUCCAGUCCUACUCCAGUCCGACUCCAGUCCAACUCCAGUCCUACUCCAGUCCUACUCCAGUCCGACUCUAGUCCGACUCCAGUCCAACUCCAGUCCUACUCCAGUCCAACUCCAGUCCGACUCCAGUCCUACUCCAGUCCUACUCCAGUCCCACUCCAGUCCUACUCCAGUCCUACUGCAGUCCCACUCCAGUCCUACUUCAGUCCUACUCCAGUCCUACUCCAGUCCUACUCCAGUCCUACUCCAGUCCUACUCCAGUCCCACUCCAGUCCUACUCCAGUCCUACUCCAGUCCCACUCCAGUCCUACUCCAGUCCUACUGCAGUCCCACUCCAGUCCUACUUCAGUCGUACUCCAGUCCUACUCCAGUCCUACUCCAGUCUCACUCCCGUCCUACUCCAGCCCUACUCCAGUCCUACUCCAGUCCUACUCCAGUCCUACUCGCCAGUCCUACUCCAGUCCUACUCCAGUCCUACUCCAGUCCUUCUCCAGUCCUACUCAGUCCUACUCCAGUUCUACUCAGUCCUACUUUAUUCCUGCUCUUGGGCCAAAAGCAGGACUACUGA
Messenger RNA from Aedes albopictus (Asian tiger mosquito), 1554 nucleotides. RefSeq lists its product as uncharacterized. Gene Ontology annotation, biological process: positive regulation of transcription by RNA polymerase II. Gene Ontology annotation, cellular component: RNA polymerase II transcription regulator complex. NCBI's taxonomy places the organism in Eukaryota, Metazoa, Arthropoda, Insecta, Diptera, Culicidae. The transcript is spliced from 3 exons. Bases 1 to 1554 code for a protein of 517 amino acids. Gene Ontology annotation, molecular function: transcription coactivator activity. The record is from RefSeq and is a predicted model, not a curated record.